CAGCCGAUCUUCAAUCACAUCAAUGGCGUGCGCCUGUGUUGGUCCAGACACCGUACGUGCGGGUGAAUUGGCGGGUGAAUUAACGGGUCCGGUUGAUGUGGGUAGAGGUGUUGCCGUUGAUACUACUAUUGGGGCUGAUGUUGCAGAUGACACAACCGACGCCGAUACCGACACCGACGACGACGACGACGAUGGUGCUGCUGUUGUUGGUACUAUUUGUGCUGCUGUUGUUGUUCCUAGUGAUGUUGUUGUUGCCGACGACACUAUUGUCGUUGCCGACAUCGUUGCCGGUAUUGUUGCCGUCGUAUCUGCCGCUGCCGUUGGUACCGAUGUUGCUGCUGGUGUUGGUACUGGUGCUGGUACCGGUACUGGCGCUGGCACUGAUGCUGGUGCUUGCGCUGGUGCUUGCGAUGGUACUUGCGUUGGUGCUUGUGUUGGUGCUUGUGUUGGUGCUUGUGUUGGUGCUUGAGCUGGUGCCUGAGCUGGUGCCUGAGCUGGUGAGGGAGUUGCUUGACCAGGACAUGUUGUAAAGAGUGGCGGAAGAGGUUUGGACUGGGGGGUGUAUGCACAUUCAAUGCUUCCCUUGACACAGCUCAUACAUGGUAAUUCGCCAUUGCACUUUGUUUUUUUACGUCUGCAUUCUUGGCAUGCACUCACAACCUUGAGUCGCUUGCGUCUCAUCUUGUCCACAGUGACGUGUCGGAUUGUGUGGUCGGUGCCGUUCAUGAGGAAGAGUGAAACACGAGGCUUAGG
Molecule: messenger RNA, 753 nt
Organism: Phycomyces blakesleeanus NRRL 1555(-)
Lineage: Eukaryota; Fungi; Mucoromycota; Mucoromycetes; Mucorales; Phycomycetaceae
Exons: 1
Coding region: 23-469 (148 amino acids)
Source: RefSeq, a predicted model, not a curated record